AUGGACGCCCUGUGCGGCUCGGGGGAGCUCGGCUCCAGGUUCUGGGUAAGGCGCGACCCCCGGGCCCGGGCUGAGGGCGGCACGAAAGAGGAGGAGGAGGACGAGAAUGAGGAGGACAAGGAUGAGGAGGACGAGAAGGAGGAGGAGAAAACCUUCUGCCUUAUCGGCCCCAUCCAGUUGGUUAAUCGCAUUAUUGAGGAAGUGGUGGUUGCUGUGCAGCCCGUGGCCUUGUGCGGGUCCGAGAUUAACCGCCGCUUUUGGGACUCUAAUCUGUCCCUGCACGCGGACACCCCGGACCUCACGCCCUGCUUCCAGAACUCGCUGCUGGCCUGGGUGCCCUGCAUUUACCUGUGGACCGCCCUGCCCUGCUACCUGCUCUACCUGCGACACCACCGCCAGGGCUACAUCAGCCUCUCCCUCCUGUCCCGGAUCAAGACGGUCUUGGGCCUCCUGCUGUGGUGUGUGUCCUGGGCUGACCUCUUCUACUCCUUCCAUGGCCUGGUUCACGGCCGGGCUCCGGCCCCCGUCUUCUUCGUCACCCCUUUGGUGGUGGGCAUCACCAUGCUGCUGGCCACCCUGCUGAUCCAGUACGAGCGGCUGCAGGGGGUGCAGUCCUCGGGGGUGCUCAUCAUCUUCUGGUUCCUGUGUGUGCUCUGUGCCAUCGUGCCCUUCCGCUCCAAGAUCCUCUCUGCCCAGGCCGAGGGCCACAUCUCGGAGCCUUUCCGCUUCACCACCUUCUACCUCUACUUCGCCCUGGUGCUCUCGGCCCUGAUCCUGUCGUGCUUCCGGGAAGAGGCACCGUUUUUCUCCCCGAAGAACACAGACCCAAAUCCCUGCCCGGAGAACAGAGCGAGCUUCCUGUCUCGCCUGUCCUUCUGGUGGUUCACAAAGAUGGCCAUCCUUGGCUACCGGCGCCCCCUGGAGGAGCGAGACCUCUGGUCCCUGAACACGGAGGACCGUUCCCAGGACGUGGUCCCCAGGCUGCUGGAGGCCUGGGAGCAGCAAAGGCGGGCAGUUCGACCCAAGGCUGCGGGGGCCCCUGGAAAGCUGGUUUCCGGGGAGGACGAGGAGCUGCUGGGGCCCCGGGCCAGGCGCCAAGAGCCCUCCUUUCUGCGGGCCCUGGUGGCCACCUUCGGCCCCACACUCCUCCUCAGCAGCGUCUUCAAGCUCUUCCAGGACCUGCUCAACUUCGUCAACCCACAGCUGCUCAGCGUCCUGAUCCGGUUCAUCUCGGACCCCACGGCCCCCGGCUGGUUCGGCUACCUGGUGGCCGGGCUGAUGUUCCUGUGCUCCAUGGCGCAGACUGUGUUCGUGAACCAGCACUUCCACCUGGUCUUCACCCUGGGGAUGAGGCUGCGGACUGGGAUCCAGGGAGUCAUCUACAGGAAGGCCCUGCUCAUCUCUAACUCUGCCCGACGCAACUUCACGGUGGGGGAGAUGGUCAAUCUGAUGUCGGUGGACGCGCAGCGCCUCAUGGACCUCACCCCCAUGCUCAACCUGCUGUGGUCAGCGCCCCUGCAGAUUGUCCUGGCGGUCUACUUCCUCUGGCAGAACCUGGGCCCCUCCGUGCUGGCAGGAUUUGCCUUCAUGCUCUUGCUGAUCCCCUUCAACGGAGCAGUGACCAUGAAGAUGCGAGCCUUGCAGGUGGAGCAGAUGAAGUUCAAGGACUCGCGCAUCAAGCUGAUGGGCGAGAUCCUGGCGGGCAUCAAGGUCCUGAAGUUCUACGCCUGGGAGGCCAGCUUCUUGGAGCAGGUGGAGCAGCUCCGCCAGGAGGAGCUCCGGCUGCUGCGUCAGUACUCCUACCUGCAAGCCACGACCGCCCUCACCUGGCUCUUCGCCCCCUUCCUGGUGACGUUCAUUAGCCUCGGCACGUACGUGCUGGUGGACCAGAGCCACGUGCUGGAUGCUGAGAAGGUCUUCGUGUCCGUGUCCCUGUUCUACCUCCUCAAGAUCCCCCUCAACAUGCUGCCCCAGAUGGUCAGCUUCCUGGUCCAGAGCACCGUGUCUCUGAGACGCAUCCAGAGUUUCCUAAACCAGGACGAACUGGACUUCCAGUGUGUGGAGAGGAAGCGCAUCUCCCCAGGUUUCGCCAUCACCGUAGACCGCGGCACCUUCACCUGGGCCCAGGACCUGCCCCCCACUCUGCACAGCCUGGACAUCCAGGUGCCCAAAGGAGCACUGGUGGCCGUGGUGGGGCCUGUGGGCUGUGGGAAGUCCUCCCUGGUGAGCGCCUUGCUGGGAGAGAUGGAGAGGCUGGAAGGCCAGGUGUCCGUCAAGGGCUCCGUGGCCUACGUGCCCCAGCAGGCCUGGAUCCAGAACGGCACCCUGCGGGAGAACGUGCUCUUCGGCCGCGCCCUGGACUCCGAGCGCUACCAGAGGGCCCUGGAGGCCUCUGCCCUGCUUCCCGACCUGGCCCUGCUGUCCGGUGGGGACCAGACUGAGAUUGGAGAGAAGGGCAUCAACCUGUCGGGGGGCCAGAAGCAGCGGAUCAGCCUGGCGCGAGCUGUCUACAGCGACGCUGACGUCUUCCUGCUGGACGACCCGCUGUCGGCCGUGGAUGCCCAUGUGGCCAAGCAUAUCUUCGACCGAGUCAUUGGGCCUGAAGGGCUGCUGGCCAGCAAGACCCGGGUUCUGGUGACACACAACCUCAGCUUCCUGCCCCAGACGGACUUGGUCAUCAUGCUAGCCCACGGGCAGGUCAUGGAGGUGGGCUCCUACUCCACCCUGCUGCUGGGCCACGGCUCCUUCGCCAGCUUCCUGCGCAGCUCCAUGCCCGAAGAGGAGCAGCAGACGGACAGCAGGACCGCCUUAGAGGAUGCAGAGGACAAGGAGGUGCCACUGAAUGAAGAUGCACUCAGCAAUCACACAGACCCAACUGGUACCGAGCACACGAGGUGCAAGGCUCAGAAGCCACUUGGGAGGCAGCAGAGUGCCCCGUCCUCAGACGGGCAGGCCCCGGGUCAGCCUCUGACCCAGAGAUGCCCGAGUCCCCCGGAGAAGGUAGCACAGACCACAGAGGCGAAGGCGAGUGGGAUGCUGACCCAGGAGGAGAAGACGGAGACAGGCGCGGUGAAGCUGAGUGUGUUUGUGGACUACGCCAAGGCCAUGGGGCCCUGGACCACACUGGCCGCCUUUGUGUUCCUUGCCACUCAAAGCGUGUUGAGCAUCGGGGCCAACGUGUGGCUCAGUGACUGGACCAACGAAGCUGCGCAAGGCGGUCAGCAGAACAGCACCUCUACGAGGCUGGGCAUCUACGCCACACUGGGCUUCCUAGAGGGGAUCUUUGUGUUGCUGGGGUCCUUCACGAUGGCGACGGGCACCAUCGAGGCGGCACGCUCGCUCCACCAGGCGCUGCUGCACAACAUGAUGCACUUGCCGCAGUCCUUCUUUGACACCACACCCUCCGGCCGAAUCCUCAACCGCUUUGCCAAGGACAUCCAAGUCAUCGACGAGGUCCUGGGGCUCACCCUCCUCACGCUGCUCUGUACCACCUUCAACUCACUCUUCACCCUUGUGCUCAUCACGGCCAGCACGCCGCUCUUCAUUGUGGUCAUCCUGCCCCUGGCUGGGUUCUACACCUUCGUGCAGCGCUUCUAUAUGGCCACAUCCCGGCAGCUGAAGCGGCUGGAGUCCGUCAGCCGCUCGCCCAUCUUCUCCCACUUCUCGGAGACACUGACAGGCACCAGCGUCAUCCGGGCCUUUGGCCGCAGCCAGGACUUUGUGGCCAUGAAUGACUUGAAGGUGGACACCAACCAGAGGAGCUGUUACCCCAACUUUGUCUCCAACCGGUGGCUGUCGGCCCGGCUGGAGUUCGUGGGAACCUGCGUCGUGUUCUUUACCGCUCUCUUCGCUGUGAUUGGGAAAAGCACCCUGAGUCCGGGGGUGGUGGGCCUCUCUGUGGCCUACGCCCUGCAGGUGACAUUUUAUCUGAACAUGAUGCUCCGAAUGGUGUCCGACCUGGACUCUAACAUCGUGUCUGUGGAGAGAGUGAAGGAGUACUCUAAGACCGAGCAGGAGGCCCCCUGGGUGGUGGAGGGCAGCCGGCCCCCCUCGGGCUGGCCCCCGAGUGGCGAGGUGGAGUUCCGGAAUUACUCGGUGCGCUACCGGCCCGGCCUGGACUUGGUGCUGAAGGACUUGAGCCUGCGCGUGGGCGGCGGCGAGAAGGUGGGGAUCGUGGGCCGCACGGGGGCCGGCAAGUCGUCCAUGACCCUGUGCCUGUUCCGCAUCCUGGAGGCCACCCAGGGCGAGAUCCGCAUCGACGGCCUCAACGUGGCCGACCUGGGGCUCCACGACCUGCGGUCCCGGCUGACCGUCAUCCCCCAGGAGCCCUUCCUGUUCUCGGGGACCUUGCGGAUGAACUUGGACCCCUUCAGCGCCUACUCCGAAGAGACCCUCUGGCGUGUCCUGGAGCUGUGCCACCUGCGCGACUUCGUGGCUUCCCAGCCGGCCGGCCUGGAAUUCCAGUGCCAGGAGGGUGGGGAGAACCUCAGCGUGGGUCAGCAGCAGCUGGUGUGCCUGGCCCGGGCCCUGCUCCGUAAGAGCUGCAUCCUGGUCUUAGACGAGGCCACGGCUGCCGUGGACCUGGAGACGGACAAGCUCAUCCAGGCUGUCAUCCGCAGCCAGUUUGAGCACUGCACGGUGCUGACCAUCGCCCACCGCCUCCACACCAUCAUGGACUAUGACAGGGUCCUGGUUCUGGACAAAGGGACGGUAGCGGAGUUUGAUUCUCCAUGCCACCUGAUCGCUGCCAGAGGCAUCUUCUACAGCAUGGCCCGGGAUGCUGGUCUGGCCUGAUCCACCGUCUUGGGACUUCCCCCUGACCCUCCUCAGUUUCCCUCCGAAAGGGAAUAGAUGCCAUCGGUGACCUGUCCCAGACCCGAGGUGCAGGUGUCUUGUUCGGAUCCGCCUGUGGACAGCGCCUCACUGGUGAAGGGUGCUCCGUGCUUCGAUUGGGGAAGUGACGUCCAGCGCUGACCGUUGUGCCCAAGGUUAAAGCUAGUUCGAGGCGGAGCCAGACUCGCCCUCAGGCUCCAGGUUCCCGACCUGUGAUCCUUCCUACACAGUCCCAUUUCAGUUGUUGCAUAGAAUGACACCCUGCCCCUGUGAUUGUUCAUAUUUUCUACUCCGAAGGCUUUUUUUUUUUUCAGUAACACAUUUUCCUUUCGGAACAUAGGACUAAGAGCCAUUCCUGGGAACUGAGUCCUGGACUCUGGGGUGCUGGCCUGAAU
Messenger RNA from Sorex araneus (European shrew), 5228 nucleotides. It is a transcript of the gene ABCC3, whose product is annotated as ATP binding cassette subfamily C member 3. The transcript is spliced from 34 exons. NCBI's taxonomy places the organism in Eukaryota, Metazoa, Chordata, Mammalia, Eulipotyphla, Soricidae. Gene Ontology annotation, biological process: transmembrane transport. Gene Ontology annotation, cellular component: membrane. Bases 1 to 4794 code for a protein of 1597 amino acids. The record is from RefSeq and is a predicted model, not a curated record. Gene Ontology annotation, molecular function: ABC-type transporter activity; ATP binding; ATP hydrolysis activity.